Messenger RNA from Brassica napus (rape), 1366 nucleotides. RefSeq names its product subtilisin-like protease SBT4.11. Bases 160 to 834 code for a protein of 224 amino acids. Gene Ontology annotation, biological process: proteolysis. The record is from RefSeq and is a predicted model, not a curated record. The transcript is spliced from 5 exons. Gene Ontology annotation, molecular function: serine-type endopeptidase activity. Lineage: Eukaryota; Viridiplantae; Streptophyta; Magnoliopsida; Brassicales; Brassicaceae.
UGAAUAUAAAGUCUUGCUUUUUUUAGCAAGCUGAUUGGAGCAAGACACUAUUCACCAGGAGACGCUAGGGACUCAAGUGGCCACGGUACACACACCGCUUCCAUCGCGGCUGGAAACGCAGUCCCGAACGCCAGCUUCUUCGGGCUCGGCUAUGGAACCAUGAGAGGUGCCGUUCCAGCGUCAAGAAUCGCCGCUUACAGAGUCUGCGCCGGAGAAUGUAGAGACGAUAUCCUACUCUCCGCGUUCGAUGACGCUAUCGCCGACGGUGUUGACAUUAUCACCAUAUCUGUAGGUAGUACCGAUGUGUACCCGUUGGAAGAAGACCCUAUCGCAAUAGGAGCAUUUCACGCUAUGUCCAAAGGGAUACUCACUGUGAACGCGGUUGGGAACACUGGUCCGAACAUAGCCUCUGUCACGAGUUUAGCACCGUGGAUGCUAACCGUUGCAGCCAGCACAACGAACCGUGUGUUUGUCACCAAAGUGGUUCUUGGUGAUGGCAAAACACUUGUCGGAAGAUCAGUGAAUGUUUUCGAUCUUAAAGGAAAGAAGUUCCCCCUGGUGUACGGAAAAUCUGCUGCUUCCUCUGCCUCCAAUGUCACAUGCGCCGAGGAUUGCAUGCCAGAUUGUCUUGACGCAUCUCUGGUGAAGGGAAAGAUCUUGGUGUGCAAUAUAUCUUUCCCCUACGUAGCCUAUACAAAAGGAGCUGUUGCAGCUAUUGUUAAAGAUGGAUCAGACUGGGCUCAAAUGGAGGGUUUACCUGUAUCUGGCUUAGAAGAAGAUGAUUUCGAGUCUUUCCUCUCUUACAUUAACUCCUCAAAAGUAAUUAAACAUUGAUACUUUGUUAAUUUGGCAGCCAAUAACUCUUGCGUUAGUGUAUGUUGGAACAACUCUAAAAGACCUUUCUGAUGUGACUCACAAGUGGAGCGAGUUAUCUUUCGGUCACUGGGCAUCCUUGAUUCUGAGCCUUGUAGUAUCCGUGAUGUUAAUGGUGUGUGUUACUAAGGUGGCGCAGAACGCUCUAAGAAAAGCUUUAGCAGAACACGGAGGGGACAUGAACGGAGCGGUUGCAGCCUCACCUGAGCUGAACGAUGUGGCUGAUGUUCCGGCUGAUUUAAAUGAGCCGCUCUUGAUAAAGAUAGACUCUCAAUCACAUCAGGACCAUGAAAAUCAGAGAGCCAUGAAAGAAGCUGCUGGUUAGAUUAAGAUUACUUUGUACAAUAAUCUUAUCAUCAUUAACUUACAAACUACAGAACAUAGGCAGAAAGAUCAGCUGUUGAUGCACAUAUAAUAUAUAGACAUCUAUUAGCUCUCGAUUCUUGGUUUUUGUAUAAGAACAUAGAUUAAUAAAAUUAUUAUUGUCAUUCAA